AAUUAAUAUAAUGAUAUGUCUAAAAGCUCCUCCUCAGAAGUUGAAGUAGUACGUAUAGUGUUUGAGUGUACAGAUAGAGUGAAAAAAAAAACAGAGAUGGAGAGUAAAGCAGCUCCUUACAUAGGAAUGUUAAUGGCGGAAUGUUGCCAAGUUGGACUUUUCAUUAUUAGUAAACAAGCUAUGAACACUGGUAUGACCACUUUCGUCUUCGUCUCCUACUCCAAUGCUCUUGCGUCUCUCAUUCUCCUCCCUUUCUCUCUCUUCCUUCACAGAUCAAAUCUCCCCCCGCUCGGUUUCUCUCUCCUCGGAUGGUUUUUUCUGCUUGCUCUUUCUGGGUAUUUGGCUCAGUUAUUUGGGUUUGCCGGUAUCAAUUAUAGCUCUCCUACUCUUGGGACGGCAAUGCUAAACCUUGUUCCAGGGCUUACCUUUUUACUUGCAAUCAUCUUUAGGAUGGAAAUGCUAAAUACAAGAAGUUUAACUUGCCUAGAAAAAUUGGUGGGAACCAUGGUCUCGAUUGCUGGAGCAUUUGUUGUUACUCUUUAUGAAGGUCCACCACUUCUAGACAGGCUUGCGCCUUUGCACACUCAUGAACUUAGUCAUAAUGGUGAUCAAAUGAAGUGGAUUCUUGGUGGUUUCUUUCUUGCCAUUCGAUGUGUCAUAGAAUCAGGAUGGGUUAUCUUACAAGCAGUAAUUCUCAAAAAGUAUCCAGCAGAGCUCCUUGUUGUGUUCUUUUACUUCUUCUUUGCUGCUAUCCAAUCUGGAAUUGUGACACUUAUUAUGGAAAGGGAUCUAAGUGUUUGGAGUCUGAAGCCUACGUUGAGGCUGCUUGCAAUUGUUUACUCAGCAAUAUUUGGUUAUGCCCUCCAAGCUGGCCUUUUCUCUUGGUGCCUGCGAAGGAAGGGACCUGUUUUUGUUUGCAUGUUUAAACCUGUGGGGGUUGCCAUAGCCGCAGUUGCAGGUGUUAUAUUCUUUGGGGAUACAUUAUAUCUUGGAAGUUUGCUUGGGGUGAUAAUAAUAGUACUUGGAUUCUACUCCGUUAUGUGGGGAAAGGCUAAAGAAGCGAAGAAAAGCCAUGUUGGUCAAUCCAGCAGCUUACAGUCUCCUCCCCAAAAAAUGCCUUUGCUGGGAAAUAAUGCUGAAGAGACAGUGAAUACUGCUGCUUAACUCAGCUUAAGGAAGUGUUAUUGUUGGAACAAUCAUAGCAUUGGGUUUCUACACCAUGAUGAAGGGGAAGACCCAACAAGAAACUCACAAGGAGGAUGUGAACGAUGGAUAUAUAACACCCAAGAGAUGUGAUCUCAUAAGUCAUAAGGUGUCCCUAUGUUGCGAAUUGAAGCAUGGAUGCAAAAAUUUCACAAGUUUAUCUAAUUAUUGAAUUAUUCCAUUGAAUGAUUGGUACUAGUGUAUUUGAUUGUAAGUAAUAGUAAAAUUAUACCAUAUAUGAUUAAUUAAUUAAAAUGAUAAUAAAGCUGAGUAUCUUUCUAAUUAGUGAUGUUAAAACACUAUUUCAUUAU
This is a messenger RNA of Chenopodium quinoa (quinoa), 1514 nucleotides long. Its product is annotated as WAT1-related protein At4g15540-like. Gene Ontology annotation, molecular function: transmembrane transporter activity. Lineage: Eukaryota; Viridiplantae; Streptophyta; Magnoliopsida; Caryophyllales; Amaranthaceae. Gene Ontology annotation, cellular component: plasma membrane. The record is from RefSeq and is a predicted model, not a curated record. The coding region runs from base 16 to 1164 and encodes 382 amino acids. The transcript has 8 exons.